Molecule: messenger RNA, 2543 nt
Organism: Pristis pectinata (smalltooth sawfish)
Lineage: Eukaryota; Metazoa; Chordata; Chondrichthyes; Rhinopristiformes; Pristidae
Gene: yeats4
Product: YEATS domain containing 4
Exons: 7
Coding region: 289-972 (227 amino acids)
Biological process (GO): regulation of DNA-templated transcription
Source: RefSeq, a predicted model, not a curated record
UGCCACCAUUUUGGUGAGGGAGUGAAGCUCCAGCAGCGGACAAGCAGCGAGCGGACGCUUUAUUCCUUCGCUCUUUGUACCUACAGGGCUUGGAUGGAAGAGUGAGAUCGAGUGGGUCACUGCGCCCCGAAGCCAGCAGGGGGAAGAGAAGAGCCGCUACGGGCGGUCGGGUGGUGAGCGAGUCGAGUGCUGCGGCCUAGUGGCGCCGGCACUCGUCCAUCCAGUCGGUGCUGGCGAGAAGCGGCGGGCUCGGAUCCGACUGCGGCAGCCGCGUCGCUCUCUUGCAAUAUGUUCAAGAGAAUGGCGGAAUUCGGGCCUGACUCCGGAGGGAGAGUGAAGGGUGUCACAAUAGUUAAACCAAUUGUCUUUGGAAAUGUUGCUCGUUAUUUUGGAAAGAAGCGAGAGGAGGAUGGACACACUCAUCAGUGGACAGUGUAUGUCAAACCUUACAGAAAUGAAGAUAUGUCUGCAUAUGUAAAGAAGAUACAAUUCAAGCUUCAUGAAAGUUAUGGUAACCCUCUGAGAGUUGUUACCAAGCCUCCAUAUGAAAUCACCGAAACUGGAUGGGGUGAAUUUGAAAUUAUAAUCAAAAUUUUCUUCAUAGAUCCAAAUGAAAGACCGGUAACUCUCUAUCACUUGCUGAAGCUGUUUCAGUCUGAUAGUAAUGUAAUGCUGGGCAAAAAGACAGUGGUCUCUGAGUUUUAUGAUGAAAUGAUCUUCCAAGAUCCCACAGCAAUGAUGCAACAACUGUUGACAACAUCUCGACAGCUAACACUUGGAGCCUACAAACAUGAAACUGAGUUUGCAGAACUUGAAGUGAAGACCAGGGAAAAGCUAGAAGCUGCCAAAAAGAAGACCAGCUUUGAAAUUGCAGAGUUUAAAGAAAGAUUGAAAGCAAGCCGAGAAGCGAUCAACUAUUUAAAGAGUGAAAUCAAAAAGAUUGAAGAUGAUGAUCAGGGAAAGGAAAGCUGAGUAAUAUUCACCAAAUUACCUGGAAGUCUUUAAUAAGAACUUAACUAAUUUGCUGAGAGCAGUAUAUAAAAACAAAACUUUGCAUUGCCUUCUCUGUGACUGAAUGUUGGAUCACUCAACUUUAAAUUAUACCUUGGGGAAGCCACAGCAAAUGAUUUUUUUAACUUUGAAAUGAACAUAUUUAAAUCCAACUUGAGAACACUGAACAAUCUUUCUAGUUUUCUAAACAGAAUUGUACAAAAUAUAACAAUGAAAAAGUGUGAAAGAAAUGGUGUGCAUCUGUUUUAUAUGUGAGUUUACUCUGUGCAGUUUUCUGUUUUGUAUUUAAGGUAUUUGUUACAGCUGCUUUUAAAGCUUGUAUAUCAAUAAAUACUUUUUUUUGUUAAGCCUGCUGUGGUCUAAGAAUGGGCUGGGGUGGACAAAUUGGGACUGAUGUUUUUUUUUGUGUAUCAUGCCACUUUUUUAAUGCUGUGCAUUCCAUAGAUGCCAUAGAUGGGCAAUUGCAAUGCUACAGAGCAGUUCAGCCUUUUUUGGGCUUAAGAAAUUGAUGGGGGAGAAAAUUGGUGUUUUCAAUAUUUCAUCUGUAUUUUUUGUGUUUGUACAUGCCUUAAAAUAGAAAAAUCCCUCCCCCUGCUUGAUGGCUGAUACAUUUCCAAAGACUUUGCCCAAGCUCUUCAAAAAGAAGAAUGUUCUUAAUGUGCAUUUGAUUAGUGGAGAAAAUUUUCCUUUUAUUCACUUUUUGGGGAUCUGGUCAUUGCCCAACCUCUAAUUGUUGUUGAGAGGGUGGUUUUGAGCAACUUUCCUGAACUGGUAACACUGAAUCUAUAUCAUUGGUGCUGUUGACUGUUCAUAUAGUUGACAAUUUUAUCCUUUUCAGCACUGAAGUAGGCAAAUGGAAUGGCUAAAGCUGUAACAGUUUAAAAAGGUCUCAAGGAAGCAAAUACAUCCAUUACUCUCCAUAUUCUUUUGUCCAGAUUUAAAAUCAUGGGUUCAUUGUAGUGAUGCAAAGGCAUGACAGUCCUCAUUUAUUACACUUUUCUGAGACUUUUCUGAGACUGUUGAGAGUCAAUCUGCAGUACUUUUCAAGAAUCUUUUCAGUAGCAUGUUCUCUACAGAAAUACUGGCUGUGAAUUUUUCAUGUAUUUGGUGGUAACAGAAAAACAUGCAAUUAAUUUUUGUCAUCAUAAUAUUGUGAAACUACAGCUUCUGGAGAACAUGUAGUUAAAUUCUGAAGUGGCUGCCGGCGAUGGCCCCUCUUUUUCCCACAGUGCUAUAUUUUGCAAUCGCCAUCAGUAAGUCUUCAGAAAUGAGUGAAUACAAAAAAAAUUGCUCUUUACAAAUUAUUCCCACAGUAAAGUGCUUGAAAAAGUUAUGGUUCAUUGAUAUGGUGUAAAUGAGUUUUAAAGGGUGUGUAAAGCCAAAAUACUUACAAAUUCUUUGACCCUGAGAAAAAUCUAGAAUGUAAUUUCAAAUUACAUUUUUUUAUAUUUCAGUUUCCAACUUAAGCUGAAGUGUAUAUGUAAUCUUUUUGUGUUCAAAAUAUUGGGUAAAGGUUAUGCUUUUGCUUCUUU